Saitoella complicata NRRL Y-17804 is the source of this 912-nucleotide messenger RNA. RefSeq lists its product as uncharacterized. The record is from RefSeq and is a predicted model, not a curated record. The coding region runs from base 1 to 912 and encodes 303 amino acids. Lineage: Eukaryota; Fungi; Ascomycota; Saitoellomycetes; Saitoellales; Saitoellaceae. The transcript has 2 exons.
AUGCCUCCAAGGAAGCUGAAAGGAGCUGCUAAGGCUUCGUAUAAGCGCAGGGCAUCGUCUCGUACCCCCAAACCGCCCUCCCGUCUCCUCGAAGAUGCAGCCUCACCACCACCUACAAAUACAGUCCGGAGGGAAAAACGGCCUAAGACAGUCAUCGAACUCGAAGACGAAGACGCACCGGUUGAUACUAUCAGCAGAUUCGACGGCUUCCAGGUCUUCGUUCUCGUCACUAGGCAAAAGAACCACAGGUUUCCUCAAGCACACUGGACGGUCAAUCCAGUCAAGUCUUGGGCCGACCAAGAGCAGCUUUUGAUCGAUGUCGCCCUCGAGGAGCUCCGUCAUGAUCAUAUGGUCGUCGAAGGCGUCAACAAAUACUCCCUGAAGCCCAAUAUCAGCUGGAAAGUCUGCCGUGGAAGGAGCCGGGAUGCACCAUGGUGCAGACUACGAACGGAGGACGACUGGGAAGGCUUCAUUGAUGCCGUCCACACUGAGCGCAACACACCCAAGGUCGAAUGGUCAGCUUUUAUCCUAAUCGAAACACACUACGACCCUACAAGGGCUGCUUCUCAAUUCGAGGGCUCGAGCCCUCUUCAAGGGCCGGCUGCUGAUGAUUUGGACGGGUUUCUAGCCUAUGUCAAGACCAAAGUUCCGGAAUACAUCGACUUUGAUUGCCAGACGGUUCGAGAUGCAAUUAUCGACAAUGGAGUAGUGCUAGACGAUCUCAGAAACAUUGAUCCGAAUGGCCUACCGCCUGUGAAGCAUGGAUGGGUGAGGAUUAUGCGCAAAUGGUGGCCGGUUUGGAAAGGUAUCCAGCGGGAGCAGCAAUCGAAGCCUAGGGGUCCCCUAGGCCUCGAGGAGACACCCUUCGAGGUCUACGAAAGCCAGGAGUUUGACGAAAGCUUUGAUUUAUAG